AAAUGGUUAUCAUAAAGAAUGAACAGAAUAUAUCGGUGCCCGAGUAUCUGAAUGCGGAGUUCUUCGUGGAUACUUUGGAAGAAGGUUUACGUGAAUCAAAAAUAACUCUCCAUGAACUCAAUUACGCCUGGGGUAGUAAUCCGGGUGACAACUAUUGUUCCGCCAUCUACCAAGUGCAGUUGAAAUUCACAAGAUGGUCUGAUGGCAAGGAGUCGUCGGAAAAGGAGCAAUUGUCGUUGAUUGUCAAGACGAUACCAAUUACACAGGACACACAAUUUCUGGAAGAUGUUCGUGUGUUCAUCAAGGAGAAGCAAACAUAUACAGACAUUUUACCCAGAUUGGAUAUCCUAAGCAAUGGCCAUAAAUUUGGUGCCAAAUAUUAUCAUUCUGUGAAAGCGCCAGUGCAGACAAUUGUCUUUAAUGAUCUGAAAACCGAUGGCUUCAGGGUGGCCUCACGGGAAGCGGGAUUGGAUUGGAAUCAUGCAUCGUUGAUUUUAAAGCAAUUGGGUAGAUUCCAUGCUACCUCAAUGGUGCUGGCCAAGAAGGAUCCCUCAAUUUUGAAAAAAUAUAACCAGGGCAUGCUAAGCGAGGGAACUUUAGUGAAGAGCGACACAUUUGAGGAAAUGUUUGGUGGCUUCCUAAAGGGACUCAUUAAAUGUUCAUCUACCUGGCCGGGCUAUGAAAAGAUUAGUGAGAAUCUUCAGCGUUUCUCCAACAAUUUCCAAUCUAUCCUGUUGGCUGCUUCCAAGCCAAAGCCCGGAGAUCGUUAUGUUGUUCUUAAUCACGGAGACUUAUGGACGAAUAAUUUCAUGUACGCCUAUGACGAUGCUUCCAAACCAAAUGUGCCAACUCGUUCGAUUUUCGUCGAUUUCCAACUCAGUUUCUACGGAAGUCCGGCUUGCGAUUUGAACUUUGUGUUGAACACAAGUUUAAAAUUGGAGUUACUUCAGGACAAACGUGAGGAAUUGAUUAAAACCUACUAUCAAUCUUUCAAAGAGGCUUUGGAAUAUGCUCGCUAUGAACAGAUACCCACAUACGAUGACUUGUUAUAUGAGUUGAGAAGUCGUGAGAUAUAUGGUCUAUUCGGUUUGUUUGCCUUCUUGCCUAUGAUAACCAUGCCCAAGGAAUUGGCUCAUGAUAAUAGCAUUGAGAACAUGAAAGAUGAAGCCUUCAAGCAAAAGAAAAUGACAGCCAUUUUCUCCCAGAAAUUCCUUAACGAUUAUCAAAAAUGGGCUCUUAAACGUGCCGAGUCCUUGGGCGUCUUUAACGAUUAUUAAAAUCCUAUGGAUGGAGAUAUGCAUCUCUUAAUAAAUAAAUCGAACCGAUUGCCAUCGAGGCUACAUUGGCUGACAUAGCUGCGUUUAACGAAGCAAUUGAAUUUGCUGAUUUGUAGAAUAUAUUCUAUAUAUGUGCAUACUCACAUAUGUAUAUAUGUAUUAUUGUAGAUUCAAAUGAUUAUAUAUAGAACAGAGUUCAAAUAAAAUAACCCAUCAUAGGGCUGAGACUUAAA
Messenger RNA from Drosophila willistoni, 1510 nucleotides. RefSeq lists its product as uncharacterized. The coding region runs from base 3 to 1277 and encodes 424 amino acids. The transcript has 3 exons. The record is from RefSeq and is a predicted model, not a curated record. NCBI's taxonomy places the organism in Eukaryota, Metazoa, Arthropoda, Insecta, Diptera, Drosophilidae.